Esox lucius (northern pike) is the source of this 11455-nucleotide messenger RNA. Its product is annotated as myomegalin. The transcript has 38 exons. Lineage: Eukaryota; Metazoa; Chordata; Actinopteri; Esociformes; Esocidae. Bases 1085 to 8605 code for a protein of 2506 amino acids. The record is from RefSeq and is a predicted model, not a curated record. Gene Ontology annotation, molecular function: zinc ion binding. Gene Ontology annotation, cellular component: nucleus; microtubule organizing center.
UGGCUGGUCUUGCCAGCGCUAUACGUUGCUACGGCUUUUUCGAUCCGAUCUACAUUUACCGCGGAGGUGGCGAUGCGCCUCUUAUCUAUACUGUUGAUAUUAUAAUUCAGGAAUGUCAAAGGAUUUGAACCUGGUUGCGGUUAACGAAUUAUCUGUUUCUAUGUGACAACUGUCCGUGGUGAAGAUGUAGCUACGGUUCCGGAGAUGAUCAACCUGACAGCGCGAGCCUCCCAUGACAGCCAACCAGUGAUGCAGCGGAACUUACGCAUGUUUAUCUUGUCUUGGGAAACGCCAGAAAUGAAACAACCAGAGCGAGAAGGGUAAAGUCUGAUUGUGUGUGUAUUUUGAAGAUAAGCCAGACACCUAACCGUGAUUCCAUUUAUCUAUUUCGGACUUUAACCCAUUGCAUCAGAAUUUCCCUUACUGAAUGCAACAGAAUGAUCACGGAUUCUGGACGACUUGCUGGCUGCCAUCUGCUGUUCAAAUAAGCAAUAUCUAUUAAAAUUCACCCAAUCCUGAAGUAAGAAACAACGCUGGACAAAAUAAAAAAGAACCUUGAAAGAUUGGAUUUUUUGAGAAUCUCGUGUGCUUGCUGCUGUUUAGAACCAAUAUUUUUGUUUCUCUGAUGAUUGUGUUGUUUUUGUUGAAUUUUUCUGGGAUUUUUUUGUCUGAAACCGCAUAGUUGCAUUUUUUAGCACAUCUUUGGAAGAGAGAGAAAUCGAAUAAGCUGUUAAAUGCCUAUAUUCACAUCUUGGAUGAUCUUACACACAGACUUUUGAUGGAUGAGCUGUCAUCCUGGAAGCUAAUAACAGCAUUUCAUCAUCUCAUUCACCUCCAUCCACCAAAUGUUAUUUAUUAUUGAUAUGACACUUAGCAACCAGGGCAUCAACCCUCCCAGGGAACAUCAGAGGUGACGCAACCCAGUGGAAGGAGACCUCUGGAGAUGUGAGAAUGCCAUUCAGCCAGUCUUGAGGACAAUCUUCCACCAAAACAGGCUAAACCUCUGUCUGAGUGAGUGAGUGAGUGUGCGUGCGUGCGUGUGUGUGCAUGCGUGCGUGUGCAUGCGUGUGUGUGCGUGUGUGGAAUGCUGGACAUCAGAAUGAAGGAGGUGUGUCGUAUCUGUGCACGGGAGCUCUGCGGUAACCAACGGCGAUGGAUCUUCCACCCAUCCUCCAAACUCAACCUGCAGGUGCUCCUGUCCCACGCCCUCGGUCAAGAGCUGACCCGCGACGGCCGCGGCGAGUUUGCCUGCUCCAAGUGCGCCUUCACGCUGGAGCGCAUGUAUCGGUUCGACACGGUGAUCGCCCGCGUGGAGGCUCUGUCCAUCGAGCGGCUUCAGAGGCUGCUCCAAGAGAAACACCGCCUCAGGGGCCUCGUCAGCGGCCUCUACCGGAAGACCAACGGGGAGGAGGAAGGCGGCGCCGGAGGGGCCACUACCGGGCCCGAGGAUGCAGGGGGAGGGGUGCAGGGGGACGGCAUGGUGGACAUGUCUGGUCUGACCCAUGCCAGGUACUGUGCCCUGCUCCAGGAGGACUUGGUGUAUUCGCUGUACGAGUCCUGGGCUGAAGAAGGCUUAGAGUCGGGGGUUCAUCAUGGACACCCCCCGCACUGCCCAGGGCCUGGUUCUGAGGCCCUGCGACCACAGCGUUGCGGGACAGUCACGCCGUCACCCAGGAAGUGCAGAGGGUGCACAGCGUGGCGAGUGGCGGACUCGGACUACGAGGCUGUGUGUAAGGUACCCAGGAAGUUGGCGCGGAGUAUUUCCUGUGGCCCGUCGACGAGGUAUUCGGCCAGCGUGAUUGGAGGAGGAAGCGUGGUUGGAGCAGAAAAAGUGAAGGGAGGGGAGGAAGAUCCAGAGGGAAGCCCUUCAUCGCUCACGCUGGUCCCUGGGUCCAAGCCUCAGUCCCGGGCUUCAGACAGUGACCGUACCCUGGCUGGCCGGGCCAGCUCCAGCCCCUCAAUAGACUCCCUGGACUUAGCCGGAGAAUCUACCCAGCUGUCUGUUAUCCAAGAUGGGGAUGAGGGACUAGAGUACCCCAGGGACCCCAUGGAAGAGCACUUCUCUGACUCCCUCUCUGAGGAGCACCACAUGGCCACCCCACUGAGAUCGACCUCCCACCUCACCUUGGCCCUCUGCCUGGUCCAAAGCUGUGUCUACCGGCCCAUCCGGAGCCCAAAGGGGAGCAGGCUGCCAGUGCUUCUCAGACAGAGCCCCAGCAACGGAGCCUCCAGACUGGCCUUCCAUGAACCGACCCUGGUUGUGCCGUAUGGAGGUCAGAACGGAGAGGCAGAGGUCCAUGGCCGUAUGGCCCACCUGGAGGACCCUCUGAACAGGCUGGACAGGGGUCUGGACCUGGCUGAGCUGGAGGAGCUGUGGGAGGACCUGUACCAUGAGUGUCCUCCCCCACAGCCCCACGAGACGCUGAUCGAGGAGCAGCAGAGCCAGCUGCAUCAGUAUGAGUGUGCGGCGGGUCGGUGUGUCCACGAGCUGCAAAAGGCCCAGCUCCAGGUCCAGUCACUGCAGACCAAGAUCCACGAGAGCGAGGCCAACAACAUGAGGUUGCAGGAGAAGCUCAGUGAGAUGGAGAGUGAGCUCCGAUCCAUCCGCCAGGCAGCUCAGAACCAGGAGCGCGCCAUCCAGGGCUUGUCCGACUCUGUCAGCACCAAAGACAACGAGGCCCAGGAGCUGUACCAGCUGAUCGAGGGGCAGAACGCCACGCUGUGUAAACUGAGAGAGAUGGCCCACCGCAACCAGAUCACACCCACCCAGGCUCCAGAGGGGGGCAGUGAGGCUGUGGUUCUAGCCCAGCUGCAGGGUGAGUUGGUUGGGUUAAAGAGCUCUCUGUUCAGCCUGGGGCUGGAGCUGGAGGCCAGUCAGAGAGCCCAGAAUCAGAGCCAGAGACAGGCUGAGGAUCUGAGCAGAGCUAAAGAGAGACUCCACGCUGAUCUGAAGGAGGCUCUGCUUCACAGGGAAGUUACCGACAAACACAACCAGGACCUGCGCAGGGCCCUGGCUCAGUCUCGCUCAGAGCUGCAAGCUAAAGAGGCUCAGCUGAAGGAGGGCGAGGCAGAGAAACACAUGAAGAUUCAGGAGAACGAAAUGAAAAUGACGCAGCUCAAACACUCCCUAAAAGACAAGGAGAGGCAGCUACAGGAGUAUUCUGAGCUGCUGGAAUCAGCAGACCGCUCGAAACCCAGAGACGCUCUUCUGGACAAACUGAGAGAACGCAUCCGAGACAGGGACAGAGCGCUGGAGCGGUCUAUUGAUGAGAAGUUCCGUUGCCUGGAGGAGAGGGAGGAGCAGGUGAGGAGACUCCAGCUGGCCCUUAGAGAGAAGGAACGAGACCUGGAGAGGCUGCGCUGUAUACUGUACAGCAACGAGGAAACCAUCACGAGCCUGGAUGCGCUGGUGCGCGCUAAGGAGCUGGAUGUGGAGCAGGCAGCUGAGGCCCACAGAAACCUGCAGUGGCUCCAACAACAGAGUGAGGAGAAAGAGAAGAGCACUCUGAGAGAGAGAGACACACUCAUCGAUCAGCUGCAGACUGCUCUGAAGACACGCAGCCAGGAGACACAGGACCUGACUGCAGCCCUCCUGGCCAAGGUCCAGGCAGGACCCACUGAGGUGGUGGAGGAGCUGAAGGCUCGUCUCACCCUGAAGGAGAAACUGUUUCAGGAACUGCUGUCAGACCGCAGCCACCAGAGCCAGGAACACCAGGCACAGGUCCAGGAUUUGCUCGGCACCAUCAGGACCAAGGACCAGUAUAUACAGGACUGCUCUGAUAGGUUCUCACAGGUGAUCAGUGAACGGACAGCCCAGCUGCAAGAACUGCGUAGGCAGCUGUCGUCACAGGAACGAGAGAUGGUUGAGCUGCGGAGGAUGAGAGAGGAGAUGAGGGUUGGAGAGACAGAGCGAUUGCAGAGCCUGCUGAAGGAGAAGGAGGCUUUUAUCCAGAGCUUAAUCCAGGGCCAGGAGGAGAGCAUGGAGUCCUCCACACCAGAGGGGGCAAUAGAUGUGCAGGACAUCCAGGAAGAGUUGCAGCUGGUCAAGAAGAAGGAGCGGGAGGCUCAAUUAGAGCUUUCAGCCCUGCAUUCGUCUCUAGCUCAGGCCUUGGAGCAGGAACAGAAGCAGGGGGAUAGAUUUAAAAUCCUGGCCCCAGGAAUAGCAGUCAGGGAACGGCCCUCCAACACCGACCACCAGAGUGUAAUGGAUCAGUUGGUUAGUGAGUACCAGAGGCUGAACAAUGCCCUAAGGGCAGAGAAGAAGCUGUACCAAAGUCUGAGCCAGAUCCAAACCAAAGGAGAAAGCAGCUCAGACAAGACCCAGGCCCUGCACACAGAACUGGACUCGGUUCAGGCACUCCGAGGGCAGCUCGAGGAGGUACUCGCCAGGACCCGGAAGACCGCUGUGGCACUGGAGAGGGCAGCUCACAGGCAGUCUGACUUUGGAGAGCUCAGCACUGCGGAAGAGGAGGAGGGAGACGAUGAAGAGGUCAGCACUGAUGAGUUCUCAGACAGUAUUGAAGACGAGGAUAAACUGAGUGCCAGAAGCCUGGCCUUUACGACAAACUCUGCGAUGGUCAGAGUGCAGAAAAUGCCAUCUGGAGAACAUGUGAGUGGAGUCCCUUCCCAGGGGGCCGAGGGAGAGGUGCAGCAGCUGGCUGAAGAGAAAAGGGCUCUAGAAGGAGAACUAAAGGAGAUGAGAACACAGCUGGAGUCUACUGGCUAUUCCUCUCUAGCCCAAAUGAGGAGCACACUGCUGAGACUGCAACAGGAGAAUGAGGCCCUGAAAGAGACCCAAGGGGAUGUCCAUGGUCUCGGAGGGCUCCAAGAUCCAACAGAAUUGAGCCAAGGAUGGAGACAGGAAGAGCAGGAAGGUGAUGAGGAGAUGGAGGAGGAUGAGGAGGAGGAAGAAGAUGAGGAGGAGGCUGCACUACCAGCAGUGGUUCCUAUGCAGGUCAAGCGUGGCUCUCUGGCAGUGAGGAUGAGAGAGGGAAGGAGGAAGAGACACUGUACCAGACCUCACUCUCUAGACCUGGGAACUCUCCUGUCUCACCAUCAGACAGAUCACUCAGAGAAGGAGGCCAGUUCAGAUGGUGUCACCGGCGAUGUGGGUGGGUUCUGGCAGCAUGUGGAGGCGGGUCUCCGUGAGCAGGCGGGUCGCCUGCGUUCUGAUUUGGCCCUGAGCAGACAGGAGAGCAGGGAGCUACAGGAGAGACUGAUGGUGUCAGAGGCCACUGUGCACGCCCAGGCUGAACAACUGAAAGAAUACAGGGAACUACUCACGGAGACUUCAGUAGAGCAGGACAGUAAGCAGGUACAGGUGGACCUACAGGACCUGGGCUACGAGACGUGUGGCCGCAGUGAGAACGAGGUGGAGAGAGAGGACGCCAGCAGCCCUGAGUUUGAUGACCUGGAGAUGUGUACAUCGCUGAGCCACCAGAAGGACUACGAGUGCGCCGGGGUUUGGUUUCCUGGCGAUGGAAGUGUGGGUGGGGCUUAUGAAGAUACGGAGGAGCCAAGGGCAGGAUCGCUACAGCAACUGGUCCAGGACCUGCGCUCCCAGCUGACCCGCUGUCACAAGGUGAUUCGAGGUUUGCAGAUUCGUGUGCGUUCACUAUCCACCACCAGCGACUACGCCUCUAGUCUGGAACGCACUCCGCGCAAGGUGAACUGGGCCUUCGAGGCCUCCCCGGCCCCCAGUGGUGUUGAGGAGGAUGAGGGGUGGAUGUCCGACAGCCUGGGGCCCCGCAUGGAACCCAAGCCCAGCCGGGAGCUGCGGGAGCUGGUGUCCAGAGUGGCUUCCCUGGAGGCCCAGCUGAAGAGCUCCGGGCUGGAUGGAAAAGGAGGAGUUGGGGAGGAGGGCAAGUCCGCCACCUGGCCUGGGAAGUACAACACCCUGAUCCAGGCACAGGCCAGGGAGCUGUCUCACCUGCGCCAGAGGAUGAGAGAAGGCCGAGGGGUCUGUCACAUUCUGACCCAGCACCUGGGAGACACCACCAAAGCGUUUGAGGAGCUUCUGCGUGCCAACGACAUCGACUACUACAUGGGCCAGAGCUUCAGAGAGCAGCUGGCACAGAGCACUGCCCUGGCACAAAGAGUGGGCACUAAGAUCAAUGGACGUGACCGUGCAGAAGUUCCCGAUGAUAAGACGGGCCAUGAGCUGCUUGCUUUGCGGUUGAGUAAGGAACUCCAGCAGAAGGAUAAAAUAAUUGAGUCCCUCCACACCAAGUUACAGCAACGUCCAGACACCCCAUCCAGCAGCCACGCCCUCUCAGAGACCACUGACCAAUCAGAUAGGACCUCCUUUGUAUCAGACGAGUGCCGGACCAAUGAUGACCUGGACUUGUGCUCAGAUGUGGAUGCUGCUAGCGAAUAUGCUCAGGAAGAGCAGGGACCGGGUGUGGGACAUAACCCAGGAAACACAGACCAGGCCAGUUUCCCUCCACCCUUUCUUAAGUCCUCUGCCAGCUGUCCUAACAUGCGGUUGGCCAGUCACAAAGCUCUGGUGUCCUGCUCCCUACCCACCUCUCAGUCCCUCCCUGGUCUUGGCCCUUACCGUGACCCCUGGGGUCAGCAAAUGUCCUUUGACCCCCAGACCAGGACCUUCUCUAUGGAACUGAUGCAACAUGAGUUGGAUGGCCCGGGCAGACCAAUGACUGUGAAUGACUGCUAUAUGGUUCCACGCGCCAAGACCCUGUCCAGCCUCCCACAAGCAGCCCACCACCAACCAGACCACCCGCCUUAUGGCCAGGUUACCCAUCAUGCCUUUUACCCAGACCAGCUAGACGGCCGACCCCAAGGCCAAGCUCUGAAAGCCGACGCUGGCAUGGUGGAGAGUGGUGCAUUGUGGAAUAUGGAGAACAUGGUUCAGCCAGUGCGAGUUGGUUCAUCAGGAUACAACUCAGGGCACAGCUUUACUGGCGUGGACGUGAUCGAGGAGCAUCUGAGGGAGGUGCGAUGUCUACGUCAGCGUUUGGAGGAGUCCAUUAGGACGAACGAGAGGCUCAGGCAGCAGCUGGAGGAACGCCUGGCAAACACCGACCGCGAAGGAGGAGCUCCCACCAACAUUUACAUCCAGGGGCUGGACUCUGUCAGCAAGCUGUCCAAUGAGAUCAGAGUCCUGAAAGAAGAGAAUCUGUCUCUCCAGGCGCGCCUGCAGGCCAGCUCAGACACAUGUGAGGAGGCGGAGCAGCUGCGUGAAGCCGUUGGGACAGGGCGUGCCCGUCUGAAACAGGCGGAGCUAGAGGCGGAGCAGUGGAAGGAAGAGCUACGUCGGCUUCAGACACACAGCCAGGAGCAGGGACAGCAGAUACACACACUCAGACAGGAGAGACAGAACAUCCAUGACAUUAACAACAGGCUCCAGCAUGAGGUGUCCCUGUUGCAGCAGCAGCUCUGUGACAGCAGGGAGCUGCUCCAGUCUCUGCAGAGUGAGCUCCAGGUCUACGACCGAGUGUGUGCCAAUGCCAAAGGCAGCCCAGGGUACCUGUGUGGGGAGCAGUACGGAGGAGUCCCUGCCCUGACCCUGCCCGUGGAGCUCAGGGAACUGCUGGGGGAGGUGCGGAGCCUCAGAGCCCAGCUCCAAAGCAGUGUCCAGGAAAACAGUGCCCUCAAACAGCUGGAGCUCCACAAGCACCUGGAGCAGAAACUGGGAGUGGGGGUCCACGGAGGCAUGUCUGUGGGGGGGAUGGAGCCAGCUCGUACCCCGUCUCUCAGGUCCCUCACGGCCAGCCCCCAGAGGGACAGCCUCUACAGGCGCCAGCUACUGCAUGACCCAGCUCCCUCUCCCCCAGUCAGAGACACUGGGCUGUUUAACUGUGGGUCUCCGUAUCACGUUCCAUACACAGACCUGGAGGAGACCCCGCUCAUUGCUAAUGAUCUGGAUCCGCACUCGGAGCUGGAGGGUGAUGCCCCAGACGGCUCAUUCUCCAACCGGAAUGGGCGACACACUGUUGGGCACGUGGACGACUACAAUGCCCUGCAGCAGCAGGUCCUGGAGGGGAGGAGUCUGGUCCAGCGAAUGGAGACCGCCCUGCAGGCCUGCCUCAGCCAAUCAGUGCUUGAGGGCCACCAGGGCCAGGUCCUCCUGGACUACAGCUGUGUUAGGAGUCUGCUGUCUAACACCAAGACCCUGAAACAGAUUCUAGAGGAGGCUGUGUCCCUGCUGAAGAUGUUCUGGAGGGCUGCCCUGCCCAACACCGACCACUCCACAAACAACCUUCAGAAGGAGGAGUGUAUGCAGGCAGAGAUCUUGUCUCUAAGGGGACGUAUCUCUGAGCAGGAGGAGGUUCUUCAGGGAACCAUUCAGAGACUGAGAAGUACCAGCCGCACUAAGGAGAGUAUGGAGAACUUCAUCGUGAACCAGCUAUCAAGGACUCGCGAUGUGCUGAAAAAGGCGCGGACUAACUUGGAGAAGAACGAGCGGAGGAUUUCCUCUCUAAGCUCCUCCUCUUCCUGUCCUUAUGCUGCGGAAGACUAUAGCCCCGCCAAUGAACGGCCAACUGAUUGGAGCUUCCUGAAGCCCGGUGACACCUCAGCAAUGUCUGUUCAGCGACCGGGAACCAGGAAGCGCGGCAGCCAGUGCCUUCUCCAGGUGCUGACCUGAUACCAGCCAGCCCAACAUCACCUCUGACCUCAGCACCAGAAUAGCAACGCCCCUUCCUCUGCCUCCAGCCUUACCUAUCACCACAUUCACCUAGCAUCAAACGUCCACCUUAAGAGCACUCCUUUGUUCUCUCUCUCUCUCCUGCCGGGCAACCUGUGCCCCAGACUCCUGCCUGCACCUUGAGCCUUACCUGAACUCUUCCUCCUUUAAUGUUCAUCGUUUCUCCCCUCCCAACACACCAACCUGGUCUUCUGUUGGUGUCUUUAAGUUUCAGAGAAUGUUGGUCUGGUUUGCUGUUUGCCUGGUUGAGCGUGAAGAAAGUGGUUUGGAAGGUGCCACUGAUGGUAACAGUAAUGUGCGUCCUUGGCUGCUGUAGAAGGGGUGGGAUGAGGCUGCCCUUAGACACUCGCCUAAGGCCACAGGAUGUGCCCAAGGGAUGUGAUCCUGGCUUUGUGGCUAAGGGAAACUUCAACCCGGAGCAUGGUAGAUUGUGCUCCUCUGCCUGGCAGCUUUUGGACAGGAUAAGUGUCAAUGCAUGUGAAUUCACGGCUAAAGAAAGGAAAUGUAUACAAAUGUAUACACAAGAAGUACAGUACACGCACAUACAAUAUAUAUGUAUAUAUAUAAAUUCACAGACAUAUGCUCAAUCAGUUUCUUUCAAAACCAACAUUCAAUCCUCGACUGCCACAGAAAUGCAAGCUUUCUCAUUGUGGCAUCUCAUCAGUGAGGACAUUUUACAAAUACGGUGCAAAAAAUACAAUGGCAUCCACCAUCUAGCUAGAUCUCAGUGGGGGAAUGUAUAGUUCUUACACUUCUAAGUAUUUGUGUCCUAUAUUUAUCUGUGGAGGAUGAUGCCUUUGGAUGGAUUGUCUGCCAUUUGCCAAGGGUUCUGGAUAGCAGAACAAAGGCCCUGUUCCAUUUCAAUCAAUAGCCUCUUCCCCCAGCACCUAACCCAUCACUGUUAACAGUCUGGACAGGUGAACACUAUAUGGCUAUGGUUCUAAUUAGCUCUCCAGUGAUCCAGCAAUGAAGGGCUGUAGGCUAAAGGAGGGGCUAUGACCUGAAAUGAACAGAUGCCGAACACGCGUAUUCAAGCUCCUCUUUAGGAGUCCUCAGAUGAGCAUGUGCAAUAAUGACGUUGUUUAUGGAAUGAACAUGGCACGCCAGCUUUUUUUGUUUUUUGCCUGACACUGGAACUUAAGUAUUGAGCCACUCUUUAAAAGUUGAAAAGACCGUCAGUGCAAUAUUACACUAGUUACUAUCCUAAACUAACUUAGGAAUACUACUGACUGAAACUUAAUGUAUUUUUAUGCAGUGUUGAUGCAUGAAAGGAUUUUAAAGGAAAUUAUCUAAGCCUUUGCUCCUGGAACAGGGGAUCACCAAUACUUGCCAAAGUUUGAACUUUGAACUUUUCACGUCCUUGUUUGUCUUUCCCAUGCGAAUGGCACACUGUAGGCAUGAUGUGAUUCUAUAAGAUCACCAUCAGCCCAAUAUAUGACAUCAUCUAUGACAUCAUGAUGGCGAUAUCAUUUCAUUGGCUGCUCUUUGAGAGUCAUUUGAACAAGUGAGACGGUAACCGUUAAAUAAUCUCGUCAUAAAUGGACCAAACUUUUCAAAAAGAGAAUAUUUCGCACUGGGCUUCUAUUGCAUUGUGAAUCACAAAAGCCUGAACUACUCCUGUGAGAGAUUAUCCAGUAUAACCGAAUAUUUUUCUGAUAAAUUUCCAUUUGACUUUGAGUUGUCUACACUCAGACCGUCACUGCAUUCCCAUGGGGUUUUGGGCAACAUGUUUCUUCUCUUAGUUAAUACAAGCUUUGGCAGGCUACUGGUGGGACCAAUGUUAAAAGGUGUUUCUUCCUACGCUGCUUUUGAAUGUUUUCUGUAUUAUUGCUGUACAUUUAGCCAUUUUCAUGCUGUGAAUGUGCUUUUUCAUUGUAUUCUGUUGAACUUUUUGUAAGUAGAUUAUCACCUCAGACCAUUGCUCUAUAUGCAAACAUUGACUAUCUGGGUAGCUGUGCAAUAGCUAUAGAGUACACAGUAUCUAGUUAUUUUGAUGUUAAACAUCACUGUAUUAAGAUAUUUUGCAUCUUUGAGUGUAUUAUUUUCUGCUUUGUAUGGUUUAUUGGUUGUGUUUUUAGAUUAUGCCAGAUGUAAUAAGCUAGUCACAUAUCAAUUAUAAAAUCAAUUAUAAGUAUAUGCCUUUUCUUAGAGAAACCAAAAACAAUAUAAUUACUGACACACCCAGCUAUUAUUAAGCUUUGGAUAAUGUUGCUUUGCUUACCUUUAGAAUUAGCUUGGGCACUGCAAUUUGCUUCCAACAGUUACUAGGGCUUGGUGUUAAUACUAGAUAGACAAGUUAAACAUAUCAAAGUAGAUUUUCCAACAUGGUCUUAUUUGCACUUCACUCAGUUGAAAAUCUCUUGAUGUAAAUUGCCAAACUCUACUCUAAGAAGUAAAAACCUCAUGUCUGGUUCUUUUGGAAAAUAAGUAUUUGAAGACUUUGAAAUUGAAUUUCAUAUCAAAGCAGAAAGGAUUGUCAGAUAAGAUAAGAGUAGAACAGUUUAUUGACAGAAAGUUUUAACCAUGCCAUUUUACUAUGCGUUCUUUGGAAAGGAAUGAAACAGCAGUAUGUAGCUGUGUCUAGCAGUAUUUGUAUAUAUGACGCUAUAUAUUCGAAAAGCAGCUUGGUUUGUCAGGUUCUGUGUUUUAAGAAGCUAACGAGCUCCUCCAUGGGCUCUGUUUCUGAAGAUGGCCAAUGUGUGUACCUGGGCCUGCGUUGUGUUACCACAGUGCUAUGACAAAAAAGGCUUUUGCGUUAAAAUGACAAUUAAAAGAAAAUCCUAAAAAGCA